Messenger RNA from Hyphopichia burtonii NRRL Y-1933, 540 nucleotides. RefSeq names its product Arf1p (gene ARF1). Gene Ontology annotation, cellular component: plasma membrane; cytoplasm. NCBI's taxonomy places the organism in Eukaryota, Fungi, Ascomycota, Pichiomycetes, Serinales, Debaryomycetaceae. The transcript has a single exon. The record is from RefSeq and is a predicted model, not a curated record. Gene Ontology annotation, molecular function: GTPase activity; GTP binding. Bases 1 to 540 code for a protein of 179 amino acids. Gene Ontology annotation, biological process: vesicle-mediated transport; intracellular protein transport.
AUGGGGUUGUCAAUACUGAAGCUAUUUAGCGGAUUGUUUGGUCGCAAAGAGAUGAGGAUUUUAAUGGUUGGACUUGAUGCAGCCGGUAAAACCACAAUCUUAUACAAGUUGAAAUUGGGAGAGAUAGUCACCACUAUUCCAACCAUUGGGUUCAACGUUGAAACAGUUGAAUAUAAAAACAUUGCCUUCACGGUGUGGGAUGUGGGUGGACAAGAUAAGAUUCGACCAUUGUGGAGGUACUAUUUCCAAAAUACCCAGGGGAUAAUUUUUGUUAUUGAUUCAAACGAUCGAGACCGAAUAAGCGAAGCCAGUGAAGAAUUGUCAACCAUGUUAAAUGAAGCAGAACUACAAAAUGCUUUACUAUUGGUACUUGCCAAUAAACAAGACUUGCCCAACGCUAUGAAUGCAGCGGAGAUUACUGAAAAACUAAGAUUGCACUCGAUUAGACUGAGACCGUGGUUCAUUCAAGCCACUUGUGCUACCACGGGAGACGGUCUAUACGAAGGUUUAGAGUGGCUAGCAUCUAGUCUCAAGAACUGA